Molecule: messenger RNA, 999 nt
Organism: Neurospora hispaniola
Lineage: Eukaryota; Fungi; Ascomycota; Sordariomycetes; Sordariales; Sordariaceae
Product: thioredoxin-like protein
Exons: 3
Coding region: 91-750 (219 amino acids)
Source: RefSeq, a predicted model, not a curated record
GACUCCCAUUUGACCACUUGUAGUGAUUUAUUGAUUCCUCCACCCUUUACGCUAUCCCACAACCCAAGCCGCACCUUAACCAGUUCCACGAUGGCUCUUCCUCCAAAGUUCGCCGGCCACCGUUUCAUCCCCACCGAGGGAGCCGGUGCUAGCUCUUUUCCUACCCAGCCACUCCACACCGUCGAGAUCUUUCUCGACUACGUUUGUCCUUUCUCAGCUAAAAUCUACAACACCCUUCACACCACCCUCCUCCCGUCUCUCCGCUCCGAGCACGCCGACCUCGGCUCAAAAUUCCAAUUUAUCUUUCGCCACCAAAUCCAACCCUGGCACCCUUCCUCCACCCUAACCCACGAAGCCGGGCUCGCCGUACAACGUCUAGCCCCCACCAAAUUCUGGGACUUCAGCGCUGCUCUGUUCAAAGACCAGAAGGCUUAUUUCGACGUUUCACUGGUGAACGAGACGCGGAAUGAGACCUAUAAGCGGUUGGCGAAGUUAGCUUCCCAAAGCGCGGGGGUUGAUGAGAGGGAGUUGUAUGAGUUGUUGGCUAUCCCGACGGAGAAGGGGGAUGAUGGAAGUUUAAAUGUGGGCAAUGCCGUGACGAAUGAUCUGAAGACAGUGAUCAAGAUGGCGAGAUUGGUGGGCGUGCAUGUGAGUCCUACGGUUAUUUUCGAUGGGGUGGUGGCAGGGGAGGUUAGUUCUAGCUGGACCCUGGAGCAGUGGUUGGAGUAUCUGAGGAAGAGUGUUGCUUGAGGGGCUGAAAUUCUGUGAGGGAAAGGGGAUGGUAAGCUGCAGAACUUGGAAUGGAAUACGUUGUUUGAGAGGUGACCCGUGACAAGCGAGAACGCAUGGUGCCUGAAGAGAAAGACAUACGCUCAAUCAAUCAGUGGACGCAACACAUAUAUCAAAGGUGUCACACAGAGUCCAUGAAGCUUUUUUUGAUCGGAUAUUGAUCUCUUCUUCUACUUACGACUGAUACCUACUUAACCUACAGAGCUUGCC